This is a messenger RNA of Penicillium malachiteum, 870 nucleotides long. RefSeq lists its product as uncharacterized. Bases 1 to 870 code for a protein of 289 amino acids. NCBI's taxonomy places the organism in Eukaryota, Fungi, Ascomycota, Eurotiomycetes, Eurotiales, Aspergillaceae. The transcript has 2 exons. The record is from RefSeq and is a predicted model, not a curated record. Gene Ontology annotation, biological process: regulation of DNA-templated transcription.
AUGGCAGAAGCUGUAGGUUUAACCGCCAGUAUCAUCGGCAUCGUGACGCUAGCAUAUCAAAGUUCGAAAACUUUGUACGAAUUGAUAGAUGGUGUUUUGAAUGCGCCAAAAUAUCUCAAAGACCUCAAUGAAGAUGUUACUGCAAAUAGUCAUAUACUUGCGUCUCUAAAAAGCGCCAUCGAGGGAACAUCAGAUGACGAAUUAUCGGACGGUGUCAAGAACAGUCUCAAAGAUGCUCAGCCAGCGAUCAAAGGAUGUGAGAAAGUAUGCAACGAGCUCUUUCAGAAAAUUUCUCAAAUCACUAGUCAUUCUAGCUCGACACAUACCCGCCUUGAUGAUAGACUCAGGUUGAAGUUCCAAGAUAAGGCUAUCCUGGCAUUCAAAUAUCGGAUUGAGAGCUACAAGUCGACGUUGAGUAUUGUUUUAGGCAUGGUGACUCUCAAGUACUCGGAUUAUAACUCAGAAUCCGUUCAUCAACUACAAACCACCAUAACUGAGACUAUGAGCAACAUCUCUGAAAAGAUCCAAGGACUUGAAAUCACUACACAAGCACUUUCCGAGGUAACACUCCCAAAGAGAGAGCUGAUUGAAGUUCUGGAUGACCAAAACAAGGCACUAGCUCAGUGUCUUCAAGUGUGUACAGGUGCACUGGAGGAGAGUACGCGCAGAACUGGCAGUCUGACCGCGAGAUACAUCAGUGCCCUUGAUGAUGCAAGACAGCUUAUUGUGGCUACUAUUGGGGAUGUAGGCUCUGGAUUUGGCAUGAUAGAUGCAGAUAUGAUUAUUGCACAAGGUCGGGCUGAUCAGAUGGUGGCUCAGAGUAUCACGCAGGAUGUUGCUUUGGGCUUUUUUGCUCCUAGGAAUAAUUAA